Annulohypoxylon maeteangense is the source of this 1552-nucleotide messenger RNA. Its product is annotated as GroES-like protein. Gene Ontology annotation, molecular function: alcohol dehydrogenase (NADP+) activity; zinc ion binding. NCBI's taxonomy places the organism in Eukaryota, Fungi, Ascomycota, Sordariomycetes, Xylariales, Hypoxylaceae. Gene Ontology annotation, biological process: alcohol metabolic process. The transcript has 3 exons. The record is from RefSeq and is a predicted model, not a curated record. The coding region runs from base 162 to 1157 and encodes 331 amino acids.
CCGACAACCUCGAGAACAAUGGAUCAAAUUAUCUCAUCGACAGACAUAAGCAAACAAUCAAGCAGUUGUACAAGAUAUCCAACUUACCCCUCUUACCAAGAACCAGUCUUACUGUUACUCCUUCGCCAUUCUCCAAAACUCGCAUAACCACCUAGUUCGAAAUGACUUCAUUCACCGUUUUCAAGGGAUCCAAAGAGGGCGUCGCUGUAAAGAGCACUGCCACCAAGCCACAACUCACCGGUGAUAAGGUCUUGAUGAAAAUUACGGCAUCGGGACUCUGCGGGACUGAUUUACAUUACAUGGACCAUGACAUCGUCCUCGGCCAUGAGGGUGUCGGUGUUGUUGAGGAAGUCGGCCCAGAGGCCAAGUACCUAAAGAAAGGCGAUCGCGUGGGAUUUGGUUACGAGCACGACAGCUGUGGCCACUGCCAAGAAUGUCUUACUGGUAAUGAGACAUACUGCGCGGAGCGAGCUAUCUACGGUACGGAGAAGGUUGAUCAGGGCAGCUUUGCCUCAUACGCAGUUGUGCGCGAAUCGUUCCUGCACCAGAUCCCAGAGGGUAUGAGCGAUAUCGACGCCGCACCCCUGCAAUGUGCCGGUGCCACGGUAUUUGCGGCUCUAAGGGCUCAUGACACGCAACCUACCGAGACGAUUGGAGUUAUCGGACUAGGUGGUCUUGGACACAUGGCAAUCCAAUUCGCAGCUAAGAUGGGAAACCGCGUCGUAGUAUUGUCCGGCACGGAAAGGAAGCGCGAAGAAGCCAUGAAGCUCGGCGCCCACGAAUUCGUUGCUAUCAAGGGCAAGGACAAGAUCGAGGUGGAAUUCCCUAUCAACCGACUUUUGGUAACGACUUCGGCGCAGCCAAACUGGGAGUUACUUAUGCCGAUCAUGGCGCCUAGGUCUGCCGUCUACCUAAUGUCGGUCGCGAGCGGCAACAUGGAGGUUCCGUACAUGCCCUUGGUGUACCAGGGUAUCGCGGUUAAGGGCUCUCUUGUGGCGUCGAGGAUCUUGCACCGAGAGAUGCUCGCGUUUGCGGCGCUGCACAACAUUAAGCCGAUCACGGAGGUUUUCCCUAUGACGGAAGAGGGUAUCAAGAACGCGAUUGAGAGGCUGGAGAGCGGUGCGAUUCAUCUCAGGGCUGUGCUGACGGCUGUGUAAGGAGACGAAUACACGGACCACAGGUCAUUCAUUCAUCAUCAUUGUAUAGAAUAGACAUUUCGGGGGUUUCUGCUGAAUAUUUGAGGUUGAUAAGGCGAUUGGCGGGGUAGUAAAACUGCUUGGAGUAUAGCGAGAACACACAUGCAUCCCUUACUAGGGCUAUUUCAUAGGUAAUUGGACGAAUAAAAUAGACAGAUAAGGCAAGACUUACGUUAACUCCGGUCCCUAAUGCGAUGCGUGUUGGUGGUGUUUGUGACGUUUGCUAACUGGUAAUUGAGGGAAACGGACGGUUGAGUCUUUAAUAAAGUGAAAGAAACCGAUUCUGGUUACCUAAACUCUCAGUCUUUGAAAAGAGUUUCGUAGGACUUUCGUGAUGACUCAGAUUUCAAUUUCAC